Messenger RNA from Vespula vulgaris, 1510 nucleotides. RefSeq names its product mitotic checkpoint protein BUB3 (gene Bub3). Bases 216 to 1196 code for a protein of 326 amino acids. Gene Ontology annotation, molecular function: ubiquitin binding. Gene Ontology annotation, biological process: mitotic spindle assembly checkpoint signaling. The transcript is spliced from 4 exons. The record is from RefSeq and is a predicted model, not a curated record. Lineage: Eukaryota; Metazoa; Arthropoda; Insecta; Hymenoptera; Vespidae. Gene Ontology annotation, cellular component: bub1-bub3 complex; kinetochore; mitotic checkpoint complex.
AGUUAAAACAAAAAAACUGAUUACACCCUUUCCUACUUGAAUUUAAUUCUUGAUUUCGUUUGUGGUUUUGUUUACAGAUAAUCGUAAAUUCGCAUUCGCAUUAGAUUGUGAAUUAAUAGAGAAUUAUUUUACAUCGUCAAGAAAUUUUGUAUGUUACAAUAUUGUUUCAUCGUAUCACAGUUACAUAGUGAACGAAUAUAACCUCUUUUAAAGAGAUGGAAUCACGAACAGAAUUUAAAAUAAAAUCGCCUCCGACCGAUGCGAUUUCUGCUGUUGAAUUUGGCCCGAAUUCUACUCAGUUUUUACUCGUCUCAUCAUGGGACAGCACAGUUAGAUUAUAUGACAUUCAUGCAAAUAGUAUGAGGUUAAAGUAUAAUCACGAUUUGCCGGUUUUGGAUGUAGCAUUUCAGGAUGCGGUACAUGCUUAUAGCGGUGGCUUAGGAAACACAUUGAAGAUGUAUGACAUCAAUAGUAAUACUGAAUCGGUCAUGGGAACACACGACAAACCGAUCAGAAAAAUAGAAUAUUGUGGUGCGGUAAAUGCUAUCUUAACCGGUGGUUGGGAUGCAGCUGUAAAGCUUUGGGAUCCGAGAACUCCCACUUGCGUGGGUAGUUAUCUACAACCAGAUGUUGUUUUGGCAUUGUCAGUUUGUGGAGAUAAAUUUGUAGUAGGCACAGCCAAACGAAAAGUUUGUAUCUGGGAUUUAAGAAAUAUGGCUGGAAUGUUUCAAAGACGGGAGAGUAGUCUAAAGUAUCAAACGCGAUGUAUUAAAGGUUUUCCCAACGAGCAGGGCUAUGUUUUAAGUAGUAUAGAAGGUAGAGUGGCCGUAGAAUAUCUAGAUACGACACCUGAAGCACAGAAGAAAAAAUAUGCUUUUAAAUGUCAUCGGAUAAAAGAGAAUAACGUAGAACAUAUUUAUCCCGUAAAUGCUAUAAGUUUUCAUACCACUUAUAAUACCUUUGCUACUGGUGGAUCGGAUGGAUAUGUUAAUAUAUGGGAUGGUUUUAACAAAAAACGUUUAUGUCAAUUCCAUAGAUAUAACGCUGGCGUUGCUGCUCUUAGUUUUAGCCAUGAUGGUUCUGUUCUUGCUAUAGGUGUAUCUUAUUUAAAUGAAUCACAAAUACCACCUGGGGGUACGGACGAAAUAGAAAUUUAUAUAAGAUACGUAAACGACCAAGAAACUAAACCUAAGUAACAUUGUAUUAUUUUAAUAGGACCAUUUGUAAUUAAAAUGUUAUUUAAAUCGCGCGCUACAGAUCAGAUAGAAAUGACGUUAAAAACCUUUAACGAACAUUCUUUUUUUUAUGCGUCAUGUAAAUAUCAAGAAUCAUCAAGAUUUUACACUUUUAUAUUUCGGAAGACUUCGACUUUGUUAACUAUGACUGCUAUAUGUGUAUACAUUACAAUGUACUAUGUAUACAUUACAACGAUUCUUACAAAACUGGAUCAUUUUCUUUAAAAUUAUUUGACUGAACGGAUUAUUUGAAUAAAAACUACCAUUUUUCUAAA